CUCAAUGACAGUUCGCGAUAAACAAUCCAAAAAAUAAGCUCGAUCAGCUCUAUCCACAAAUCGCAAAAAGUGAACUGUUACAACACCAUAGAUAAUAAAAAUUAAAUUAAAAGGAUUGAACAGACAUACUACUCACAAGGGUCAAAAACUUCGACGGCAUCGGAAUUAGUCGUUUGUUCAUCAGAUAGAAAUUGCACCUCAUCUCAUCGAUCGACGGAUACUUUCACGGUUCAACUGAAACCUGAUUCGGAAACCAAAAGCAACAGUUAUUCCGAUGCGCAAAUAUCAAACUUCUACUAGCAAACGGAUCACACUUGCCGGAAGAGUUCUCGCCACGACUGCAACUCGCUAAAAUGAGCUCUCUACGUCCUUUGGAUUUACAUCGGUGUCUAACUUAUACAUCUCCCCUGAGGAAGAAUCCCGUCGAGAGGAGGUUUACCUGGAGCCGACCGACUUCCUUUAUGUGAGCGAAUUUUCCUAGUCCUUGUUCCGUCUAAAAGAGAAUGACUAGUUGAAUGCGGUACGGGACCACCCGACACGACGUACGAUUUUUCCAGCGAUGUCGCUGCCCGGGAAACCAAUUUUUACGUUGCACCCCGUUUGUUUUUAACUGGAGCGAAUCGCAGAAGGCAAGAUGUAAAUUCGGGCAUCACUUCGACAGGUCAACCUUCAGAAGUAAUCGAUCAGAAAGAUGUAUUUAUUAUCUAUGUUUUGAACAAUUGCUGGCCUGGCGAUAAAAGCGGAUGUUGUCAUUGGUCAUUGUCAUACAGGAAGUAUUUCACAUAUACUUCAGAGUAAUGUAUAACGGAAGGGAGCAUCCGGAGAUCCUUCUGCAUUAGUGAGAAAGUCAUCUUGGCGGCUUUGAAGCGCCAUCGAAUGCUGAAGCUUUUCGUAGGAUACUCUGUACACUGGAUUUUUACUGGGGAAGAAUAUUUGGUCGAACUAGUCUAUGACGGACCAGGAGCGUUCCGGUGCUACUUAGAUGUUACCCUCGCCCGCACCACCACUGGAGUCCGCGUCUUUGGUGCCAUGAAGGAUGCCGACGAUGGUGGCAUCAACAUCCCGCACUCCGCCAAGCGUUUCCCAGGAUACAUCGCUGAAGUUCACCACGCUCAUAACUUCGGGCAACACGUCGCCGACUAUAUGCGCACCCUGGAGGAAGAGGGUGAGGAGACGUACAAGCGCCAAUUCAGCAAAUCAUUGGCCUCGGAAUCAAGCGGCUUUGAAGCGCCACCAAAUGCUGAAGCUUUUCGUACCGCUUCAUUCCGGCUAAGGUAAUCCGGCAGGAUAUAAGUUACCGAUGAUUCUUUGUGGAAUUGGUCGGUGGAUGAGUAACUUGGAGGAAAGUGAUGACAUGCAUCCAUAGCGUUUACAAAUUAACCAAUGUCAACUUGGGCAAUAUGCGGAAACUUCUGGAAUGAUGAUCCAGCGUCCGAUGAGAAAACAAGGAAUUGUAUCGACGACACAGACUU
This is a messenger RNA of Armigeres subalbatus, 1472 nucleotides long. Its product is annotated as large ribosomal subunit protein uL18-like. Bases 877 to 1278 code for a protein of 133 amino acids. The transcript is spliced from 5 exons. Lineage: Eukaryota; Metazoa; Arthropoda; Insecta; Diptera; Culicidae. Gene Ontology annotation, molecular function: structural constituent of ribosome; 5S rRNA binding. The record is from RefSeq and is a predicted model, not a curated record. Gene Ontology annotation, biological process: translation; ribosomal large subunit assembly. Gene Ontology annotation, cellular component: cytosolic large ribosomal subunit; ribosome.